Molecule: messenger RNA, 390 nt
Organism: Chaetomium globosum CBS 148.51
Lineage: Eukaryota; Fungi; Ascomycota; Sordariomycetes; Sordariales; Chaetomiaceae
Exons: 2
Coding region: 1-390 (129 amino acids)
Source: RefSeq, a predicted model, not a curated record
AUGGCUCCCAAGCGUCUCGGCGGCUCCCGCCGCUCUUACAACCCAAUCACCGGCGUCUACAAUGCUUUUGUCACCUCCGAGAACGCCCCCAUUGUCCGCAGUGUUGCUGCCUUUGGUAAAGCGAACAACACGACGGUGCGGACGGAUACAUGUACGAGACCUGGGAAAAACAUGUACGAUACAGAUUGGGUGGACUGGAUGCUCGGAUGUCGGGAUUAUCAAGCACCUCAUGGGCGGCGUUUGGCCGAUGCAAUCUCAAUGCGCAUACACAAUCUCUUUGUCCUUGGCCAGACUAUCACAUUCGUGCAGGUCCCAGACCCUUCGCCUCAACCGCAGUCUCGAGCCGGUGCCGCAAAUUUAUUUCAUGGCCCGCCCACCGUUCUUGAAUAA